This is a messenger RNA of Dichomitus squalens LYAD-421 SS1, 1488 nucleotides long. RefSeq lists its product as uncharacterized. The record is from RefSeq and is a predicted model, not a curated record. NCBI's taxonomy places the organism in Eukaryota, Fungi, Basidiomycota, Agaricomycetes, Polyporales, Polyporaceae. Bases 1 to 1488 code for a protein of 495 amino acids. The transcript has 7 exons. Gene Ontology annotation, biological process: RNA processing.
AUGGCCAAGGGAAAGUCCGCAAAUCCCAUGGACGCAUACAGGAAGGCGCAGAGGAAGAAGGAACUCAAGAAGGCAAGGCCCCGUUCCGAACGCAGACCAAUUUCUAAAGCGGCACCGUCAGACAUCGAGGAUGAGAUAGCAAAACUCGAAUCGGCCUCUGAGCUUCCCGUGUCUGAAAGGACCCGUCUUGCGGACCUCAAGGCCGAGCUGGAGAAGAUCAAUAAGAAGAAGGAAGAAUAUGUCCAGGAACACCCUGAGCAUCGCAAGCUGGUCUUCAAGUCGCGUAGGCCCGCAGAGUCUCGGGACGAGAAGAAGGAAGAAAGUACUACUCCAAAGAAGAGGAAUGUAUUCAAGAAGAAUGGACUUCCUCGGCAUCCGGAGAGGAGUAUCUAUUACGACCCAAUCAUGAACCCGUAUGGUGUCCCACCGCCAGGCAUGCCUUACGUUGAACGGGGCAACGAGGCUGAGCCAGAGUCCGAUGAUGAGAUCGUCAUGCCAGAGGGACCACCUCCAGCAGAGGAAGAUAGCGACGAAGAUAUUCCUAUGCCGGACGGCCCUCCACCUCCCAAGCCUGGCGAGCAACAAGCUUCGCCGCUAUCAAUAGGUCCGGUCCCGGUCAUGUCACCUUCUCCGCCAGCUGGGUUACCGCCCACAUCUACUGGUGUUCCUGUCAUACCUCCUCCGCCUCCUAGUAUGCCGUUUAUGUCCCCCAACCCCGGCAUCACAAUGCCUCCUCCGCCUCCGCCUCCACUACCUGGUUUUCCUAACGUGGUUUCGCCGCCGCCACCGCCACCUGGGUUCCUCACCAUGGCUUCCUCGCCCCCGCCCCCGCCACCAGGGUUCCCUGUCAUGGCGGGAACCAUACCUGGAGUCCCUCCGCCUCCUACUGGUUUCCCGCCUUUCUCCCCUUCCCACUUCCAACCACCCCUCCCUCCACCUCCCCCGGGAUUUUAUCCUCGUAAAGGCAAUGCAGGCGCCAUACAAGACCCACUGUCGUCAAUACCACAUCAGACCUUCCAAGCGCACCGUGCCGCGAAGGGAGCUGGGCAAACGACCCUUCCGCGCAACCCGUCCCUUCCCCAGAAACCGGUUUCUGGUGGCGUGCGUUUAUCCACAGCAGGCUCUCCGCCAGCGCCAGCUGCGUCGGCCGUCAUAUCGGCCGAGCCGGAGCUCCGCGAUUUCAAGAAGGAAAGCACCGCGUUCGUUCCGGCCGCACUGAAACGAAAGCGCGUUGGUACAGGAAGCAAGGUCAAUGCGGCGCCCACCGUCGGUCUGGCGGAAGACCACGAUGGUGAUGCGGGACCCGCUCCUGUAGCGAGACCAGAUCUACUCAGCACGCUCCAGGACAAAUUCGGUCCGCCGCCACCCAAGAAAGCCAAGGGAGAAGUGGAAGGGACGAAGACGUCUGCUGUGAAGCCGAAGGAUGACUAUGACAAGUUCUUGGAGGAAAUGGGCGAUGUCCUUGGUCCGUCGAAGGCCACGAGCUGA